AUGGGGCUCAGCCCGUGGAAGAUGACGCUCCUGCUACUCACGGUGCAGGCGGCGAUAGCGCAGACGACGCCGGAUGAGACGACGACCCUGCCGACGACCACUGACGAGCCGCCGACGACGACGCCCGACGCGGCCGAGGCCGUGCGCCAGUCGUGGGCCAAGGUUGAGUCGAUGCUCAAGUCGACGGUGGACACCCAACUGCGCCGGCUCUUGCCGCAGAUGCUGCGCGCCAGUGGCGAAGCCGGCAUGUCACCCGAGUGCCAGGCAGCCAACUUCAAGGUCAUGCUCGGACUGCGCCAGCUCAAGUCCUGGGCCAUCAGACUGCUCGACUCAACGGGUCGUCCGGCGGCCGGCACCCUGGAGGGCACGCUGUCCGACUUCGGCAACUACGACGAGUGCCUCAAGAUUCGCCUUGUGGACGAGCACACGGGCGAGGAGAACUUCCGCGGCAAGUACUGCACGCUCAAGUUCGCCGCGCCGAUGCCGCCCAAGCCGGAGCGCCUCAACUACCACCAGAACAUCUUCAACACCACGCUGGAAGAAGGAGGGCUCCUUGAAGACAUGGCCAGAGGAGCGCCCUACUUCUACCAUUUGUCUCCAAAGCUGGGCAUAUGCAUUCCUUCCGCCUGUUCUGGAGAGGACAUUGAGUCCCUCAUCAACGUCGUUCUAAAGCCCAUGGAUUGGAAUGCUACUGCAAUCAACUGCGACGUUGACGGACCAAUCACGAUCAAGAAGAACCAGUUGGCUAUAAUCAUCGUCAUUGGCAUCGUGGUAAUUCUGUGUAUCCUGGGCACUAUUUUAACUACAUGCCGUCGGAUGUGUUCUCAAGAUCCAAAGAACCUAAGACCAAAUUUGUUCUUUGACGUCAUGAAGUGCUUCUCAUUCUACGACAAUGCUCAGAAGCUCUUCAACACCAAGUCCUCCCAAGGAAUGCUCAGCACCAUCCAUGGCAUUAAGUUCCUGAGCAUGUGCUGGGUCGUGCUGUGCCACUCCUACAUUUUCAUGAACCCCGAACGAGUCGUGGCAUUGGAGAACAUUCAUCAAGAUCCAUUUACAUGGUCAUUCCAAAUUAUGAUGAAUGGUUGGUUGGCUGUGGACACAUUUUUUAUGCUCGGUGGAGUAACCCUUGCCUACUCAACUCUGCGUCACAUGGCGGAACACAAAGGACGUCUCAACAUAUUCAUCUACUUUUUCCAUCGCAUCUUUAGGAUUGUCCCGCCAUUGGGCUUCACUCUGGCCCUCAUCAUUCUGCUGCCCGUGUUUGGCCGGGGACCCGUGUGGCACGAGAUUGUGGACGUGCAGGCGAACAAGUGCGAGCAAAAUUGGUGGCAGACUCUGCUUUUCUUCGCCAACUUCGUCACCACCUACGACUCCAUAUGUCUGGAGACAACGUGGUAUCUUCAAUGCGACAUGCAGUUUUACAUUCUUGCCCUUGCAGUCGUUUUACCGAUGUACAAGCACCCAAUCCUUGGAAGUCUUAUCAACCUCAUGUUUCUCGUCGUGUCCUUCAUAAUAAUGGCGGUCAUCAUAGUUUAUUAUAAUUUCCCUGCCAUCAUGAUUUUCCUGCACCCCGAUGUCGACCUCAUCAAGAAGGAAGCGUUCUAUAUUCAUUGGAGGCCCUACACGCAUUACGGGCCUUACGCUGUUGGACUGUUCCUUGGCCUCAUUUUCUUCAGGAAGCAGAAAAUUCGUUUCAGCAAGGCGCUGGCCAUCCUUGGUUGGGCCGCUGCCAUCACGCUUCAGUUGGCCAUGAUUUACGGGAUCCGCGACUGGCACGAGCACUACGAGACAGUGGGAAUCGUGGGCUACGUGUUCGCCAUCACUCACCGGACAGCCUGGGCGGCCACCGUGGCCUACAUCCUGUUCGCUUCGCAGUUUGGCCUCGGAGGUUGGAUUGGCCAGUUUCUCCAGUGGAAGGCAUUGGUCCCGCUGAGCAGGUUGACUUUCAUGACGUAUCUCCUGCACCCAGUGGUGAUGUGGUACAAGCAGGGCCAGCUGAGGGAGCGUUUCUACCUCAGGCACUUUCCUGAGAUGGCUAACAACGUGGUGUCGGACCUGGUCUUCUCGUACGCUGCGGCCUUCAUCGGUACGCUGCUGUUCGAAGUGCCCAUGCUUAACCUGGAGAAGAUCAUCUUGCGGCCUUUUACCGGUCCGCCCAAGAAGCAGGGCCGCUCAGGGAACGGCCUGUCCAACUCGGCAUACGCGCCCGAGUCGCCUCCCGUCGACUUUGUUAUCAAUGGACACCACUAUCCCGAUGACUACAAGAGAUCAGCGGGAGGCGAGCGGAACAGCUCAUCUAGGCUCUGAGAGCCCUACACGAUAAACUGACGCGCGAUGACACCAGCCGAGGCGCAGUCGCUGCAACAUGCUUCUCACAACACUCGGCAGCGCCUCUGAGGAGGAAACUGGCUUGUACAUUGAAAGGUUUCCGCUUGUAUAUUGCUACUCGGAAAACUGAUGAUGUGCUCCGACGGGCUGUUCACCGUCCCCCGACUUCCCUCUGCGCACACCUCCCAUAUUUUCCUUCAUUAAUAGACAACCUUGCGCAGACUUUGACAACACCAUUGUGGUCGAACGUCGGAUCAUUAGCAUUGCGUACACAAGCUAGGUGCACAGCAUUUUUCUGGUGUUAUAUGUCGUCUACCUAAUUUAUCUUGUGUUAUGCAUCACAAGUAAAGCGACGGCCUGUUUCAGUCAUCUAUCUGCUCUGUUGAAAUACUUGCACGUCAGACUCCAAACAGAAUGAAUGGUCGAGGAUCACGAAGCACCGACGUAGCGCUACGCGCUGCAGUACGCAAAAGUUCGGUAGAAUCUGAAUACGGAAGAACACACCACCGGUAUUCGUUGUUCGAGCGCCCUUGUGUGCGAUAGCAUUGUCAUAAUUGCCCGGAAAAGGCAAAUGGAAUCCGGUUGGAUGAAAACUCCAGAAGUUAGCGCCAACGCACCUUGGUGUGUGUAUGCUGCUUGCUUCGCCCCUUUGUUGAAAAUGAAGAAUCGAAUUACCAUAGCGUAACAUAUGUUCAUCUUCUGCUGUCGUUACCUGGAUCACGCUUUUUAAAGGUUGCAUUUGUUUCCGUGGAGAUGUCUGAGUAUAUUUUACUAAUGUAUCUAAUAUGAUUGCUGCACCCAUACCAUUUUUUAAAUAUAAAUGGUCCGUACAUUCCUCACUCCGUGUAAACAAGCAACUUGGCGAAGUUAUUCGUAAGCAGGGGAACAAAAUCGUGCCACGGCGAAUUAAAGAGCAGCUAGCAAAUAACUUGCUUUGCUGCUUUAUUGCAGUGUCUUAUUCAAUUCACAAAAAUAUAAAAUAGAGAGAAUAGUACAUUUUAACUGUCAGCGAUGACAGUUUGUCUCAGGACACAUACACGCAUGCAACUGCUGUUGUUCUUUGGUAGUCACAACUUGUUUUGUAAAUAAAUGUGUAAAU
This is a messenger RNA of Dermacentor silvarum, 3427 nucleotides long. RefSeq names its product nose resistant to fluoxetine protein 6. NCBI's taxonomy places the organism in Eukaryota, Metazoa, Arthropoda, Arachnida, Ixodida, Ixodidae. Gene Ontology annotation, molecular function: acyltransferase activity, transferring groups other than amino-acyl groups. The record is from RefSeq and is a predicted model, not a curated record. Bases 1 to 2307 code for a protein of 768 amino acids. The transcript has 15 exons.